GCGUAGUGAUAGCGCACGUCUUACCUCUCUCCUGUGUUGUCAGUGCUCCAAAUCCAUUAUUUUGUUACUUUCUUCGACUGAGUUAUUCUUCGCCGUUGUGAAACUCUUUUACUUUUCUUCUACUUUGUGGAGCUUAUUGAAUCGGAUUCCUUCGUGAGAAAUGCAACUUAGAGAAGAAUUCGUGUUUAUUACUUUAAACUAAGCUCGGAUUUGUCAUCCUGAAUAAGUUGUAUUAGGUUAGAAGGAAAAGUGUAAUUCGGGAUUUACCUAUCGGCAAUUAGAAUUCCGCUCGUGGUCAAGAGAUCUACUCGCUAGGCCUUUGCUCAGGGAAGAAAAUAUUCUCCUGGAUUCUCUAUCAUCAUCUGGAAUGAAAUUAGAAAUAGCCUCAAGCCGUACGGACCGUAGUGUACCAGCCACCACAACCAUCCUCACAGUGCCUACCGUACAGCCUCGACUGCUCACCCAUAGCCUUAACUUGCCACCCACUAGUUCUGGACCCCCAAUUAAUUGCAAUAAAACGACCUACGAGUCGUCGCAUAGUACUAAAUCUUUAGUUUCCAACUCGAUUUUGGAUGUUCCCAACGACGCAUCUUCCGUCUCUACUACCCGCGACUCAAAUACGGAGUUUGGUCCAACGGACUCGCCCUCGGAACGAUUUCUGAUCGAUUGUGACGAGUCGAAUGAAGCCGCGACGUCCACUUCACCAACUACGGUGACAGACAAAAACUCUUCCUUCUCUCCGGCUCUCAUUGUCCCUUCCGCCUUAUUGGACAGUCGACAAGCUGCAUCAGACAGCAAGUUGAUUCCCACUUCUCUACCACCAAACACUUUGAAGAGCAACCCCCAUAGCUCUUCUGAGGCCUCGCCGCGUUCCCCUAGCACUUCGCUAGUAGAAACUCCCGCAUUAAUACCUCCAAUGCCCGCGUCGUCCCUCCUUGACAAUUCUGCAUUGAUCAACUGUUCGACUUCUUCGUCCCCCGCCAGCCUCAUGGUGACCAAUCCUGCCCUCUUCAGCCACAGCAUGCUGGGGGCCAGCCAUCAUACCCUCCUGCUUGCCAACGCUGCAGUUUCGAACGCUGGCUCCCCAUCUGCUGCAGCAUGGAUAGAUCGCUUCAAAGAAUUCCAAAGUUAUAAAGACCUACACGAGGCUUCCAGAGGCUCUUUGGUUGCAGCAUUCGCUGCUUCUCAACAACAACAGCAGCAACAACAUCAGCAACACCUGAACGCCAUCAACGCUAACGGCGAUGACACGAGCAACGACAGCGGCGGUACGGCUGUAGGCAGCGUUACGGAUGGUGGUUCGAGAUCUGGCUACGCAUCACGGACGUCGGGACAGAACGUGUCGCUCGACCUAUGCGUCGUCUGUGGUGAUCGCGCCUCAGGUCGUCACUACGGAGCCAUCAGUUGUGAAGGCUGUAAAGGUUUUUUCAAGCGCAGCAUCCGCAAGCAGUUGGGCUACACUUGUCGGAACGCAAAAGCGUGCGAGGUGACCAAGCAUCACCGUAAUCGCUGCCAGUACUGCAGGCUACAGAAGUGCCUCAAGAUGGGCAUGCGCAGCGAUUGUAAGACCGAUACUAAGGACUUGUACAAAACUAGCGAUGGCAUGUUGUUCACCGGCCACGCCAAGCCAAGAAAAGCGCUUCACUCAGCCAAGCCUACGGUGCAGUCUGAGCGCAAGCCUUACAUGGGCGGUCUAGGAUCUUUAGACCGAGACAAAGAUGGAUCUCCUCCAGGGCCCAUGAUGUCGAUGGGGUCUUCUUUGGAUGUGACAUCCGGAGGAUCUCACUCCCCUUCACCCGUUACAGUUUCCUCGUUGUCUUCCAUGUCCAUGAACUCCCCCCUCGUGUCAACGCUCGCCGCAUCCAAGCUUAACAACCCUCAGCGGGACAGCCUUCACGAGCUCAGAAUCCAAAUGGCCAGGGCUUUCGAGGGUGCCUUCCAUCCAGUUGACCGGCCCAGAGAUAAUGGUUCCCCGCACUCGCCCACGGACUACAGCACAAUCAAGGAAGAGUUUCCUUCGCUGAACUUCUGCAGUAGCGACAAGUCUCCGUCGGACGGCUCCCCGUCGCCCAGGCCUGAAGCGCGGCUCAACGGAGCGGCAUCUGAUAAUAAGGUGAAUGGCACGAAUUCCGACAACGACUCUACAGACACGGACACUCCAACACCGCAGUCUACUGCCAACACUCCUCAUGACUCUCAGCAACAGUCAACACCAUCGUCAGAAUAUUCGCAGCAAACUCAAGUGAAGUCAGAGUCAGGCAGACAUGGCACUCCUGCUCAGUUAGAUGGACCUUGUGAUCGUACAAGUCCCGAGCCACAUCGUCUACCUGAGCAGUCGGAACCCAUGCAGCUCACCACUACAUCACCAUCGAUAGACCUCAAGCCUUGCGUAACAUCGCCCGGCUACAGCAACUCCAGGCUCAACAGCCUCCACGACAGUGCAGAACUUGAUCCCAAUGCUCCACUGCUCACAGAGUCACUCGUACCCUUUAAUUUAACUGCCCCUUCACCCAUGCCGCCCUUCCUCAACGUGCAUUACAUAUGCGAGAGCGCCUCCAGACUUCUAUUCCUGUCAGUCCACUGGUCCAGGAACAUUCCUGCCUUCCAAUCUCUCAGUCAAUCGCUGCAGAUCCAGCUGGUGCGCGGCUCCUGGAGUGAGAUCUUGUCUCUGGGUCUGGCGCAGUGCAGCGCCACGUUGUCCCUGGACGUUAUUCUCAACGCUAUUUCUCAGCACCUAGCCGCGGCCCUCGACUCUAAUAAAAUAUCUCAGGAGAGGUUUAAGGAGGUCUACGAGCACAUCGCGAGGCUGCAGGAGCUCGUGACGACUCUGAAUAAAAUGUCCCUCGACGAGCACGAGUACGCGUACCUGAAGGCGCUCGUCCUGUUCUCCCUGGACCACGUCUCGCCAGGCUCGCUGACGCCCAGUGAACGCGCCGCUGUCGUCCGUGGUCAGCACAAAGCUACGUCAGAGCUUCGUCAGCACGUGGUCUCUGACAGCAGCCAAGCUCAGGCCAUCGAGAGAUUAGCUCAGCUUCUUCUUUGCCUCCUGACCGUCAGGAAACUUCAGCCUCAGAUAAUGGAAGAGCUUUUCUUCGCCGGUCUUAUCGGUAAUGUUCAAAUCGACUCAGUAAUUCCUUACAUAAUGAAGAUGGAAAUGUCUGAUUAGGCUAUAUUUUAUCUAUGUAAACGUAAUUUUACAAUUAACGAAUGUUUUUUUAGAAACUAUGAAUAAUUUUGAAUGUUAACAGUGCUUGUACAUUACGAAUGUAAUAUAUUUGUUGAUAGCUGCUAAGCGCACGUUAAUCCAAGGCAUUGCCAUUCCGUGCAAAUUAAAGUUUAACGUAGAAAAUAUUAUCGAGGUAGGAAUUAUGUACCGGUAGAGAAAGGCCUAAUAAACCAAAUGUGAUAUUUACACUUAUAUGCAGUACCUACGUAGAAUAUCGGUGAAAGACAAGCAAUUAUCGGGACCUUUACUCUCAUUGAUACUCUGGCGGUAGUAUAGCCUCUUCAAGGCGGCUUCCAAUGAGCCACCUUUCACUUGCUCACUUCAGGAUAAAUAUUAGUUCCACUUAAUCCGACCAUUUCUGCACAUUCUGAGAAACUGUCGUUUUCAGUAUACUCUCAAUUAACACUUGUAUGCUGAUCUGAGCAGUAGAAACAGUACAUUUACUGAAAUAUAGGUAAAUUUCAUAUGCUGAGACAAUUACGGACCUUCGCAGCGCGUCAUCAAUUGGAUUGCCCUUAAAAUCCCUAUUAAUGAAUGCUUGCAUAGCUGUCAACCGUUGUAAUCGUGCAGAGAUUUUCUACAAAACGCAUUGAACAAUAGACCAUAAUUUGUUGUUAAACUUCAAGCUCAAUGAUCGUUAGGUGAAUUGAUGAUGGAAACGAUACACUUCGAUUGUUUAGCUUUUAUCUCAAUAAUGAUUGAAUACGUAAUUAGGUCUUAGAUGGAAACGAUUAAUGUGUAGGUUACGCGCACUGACCAAAUUUAAAUAAAGUGCAACGGAUCAUAGUAUAAACAAGGUGUACUUCCAACUUUAAACAUUCUUGUUGUUUUCUUGUUGUAUCUCGGAAGGCUUGGGUACGAAAUACUGCGGUUAACUCAUCUUAAGAGGGUAUGGUUCAUCCACAACAAUCGUGCUCAACUUGCCUGUCUAGAGGUAACCUAUUAAAUGGCAAUCCUGAUGAAUGUAAAGUAAUCUACCUUUUAACAAGAGUGCCGUGUUUAUACAUAAUAAUUUUAGCUCUGGACAAAACUUGAUCAGUAGUGCGGAGCAUAUUUUUCCUGAAUAUCGUUACUAUACGGGCAUUGGGCAGCCGUAAAGGCAGAGGUUUACCUCGGUUCGGAAGCCUCGUUGUUUUCUCAACGAAAGUAGUCUGCAAAUUUAUCUAUUUCAUCCUCCUAUAGAAAUGGGCGGCGCAGAAAGGGUCGGAAGACAAACGCAGUGACCCGAUACUUCAGCACUGCCCUCAAAUGUACAAAUAUUCUCGUAAAGGUCUCUACCACGUACUUUAUCCUUGUCACGAACUUUGCACGUGAGGUCUUGAAUAUAUGACAAUAAUGAGCACUAUAUCAACGUGUGACCAAUUACUGCGAGUUUGAAGGUCUACAUUAUCGCGCUACUAGCACACUCCAUUUUAUAUACGCAGGAAAGUUUAGUCCAAUAAAUUGACGGUAUUCUGGAAAUAACUUUUUGUCGUCAAUAGCGGUUCAAUAGAUUCUAUGUGAAAAUCUAUAGUUUCAGCUUUGACUUUCUCGCUUCAAUUAGUUGUUAAUUCCAAACAUCGUCAGCUUUUUGUUUUCAUGGCAGUGAAGUGUGAAACGCCGCGAAUGAACAGGGACCAUAUUUGAGCUAAUGCCUUUCCCCGAGAAAUAUCAAAAAAUAUUUUGAUAAUAAUUUGUUAUCGCUUCAGAGAUGCUUUCGUGUAAGACUUGUAGACGCUGUUACGUUUAGAACAAUCGUAUUUUAAAUUAUGUACAGGAUGACUUAAUUGAAACUUUUUUUACAUUUAAGUAGUGAUUUAAACAGUUUCUUCAUUGAAACACACCGCAUUAACGAGCUUCAGUGAUGGAUGCUUCGGUAAAAUGACAACGGAUAUUAUUCUUCUAUUGUACGAUAUUUAGGGACGCGUGCACGAAUUUUAUUUUGAUUAUACCAUGUGCUGCAUUCCUCGCUGGACGAUUUUAUCCGUCACUGCAGUAUGGCAUUGCGAUGGUACGUGCGAGCUGAAGUUUUCGUAGUUACGGCACACGUGAAAACUUUCGACGAUAAACAAUUGUAUAUUGUAAAUAAUACCUGUAAUUAAAAAUGAUGUAUUUUUUCUACACACGUUGUAGUGUUGUAAGUUUAUACGGUGGCCUCUGGUUUACGCCGAGAAAUUGGAUUAGCAUUUCAUGCAAUUUUUAUUCUGGAAGUUGGUGUGCAACGGUGGAUUGCUAUUUAGUAGUUGUUUCUAUGAUGAUUGCUGUCUUAGUGUUCACGUUGCCCUAUCCUGCAUCUUGUGUUCCCCUGAACUCUUCUCCAGUAAUAAGAAUAUUGGCGUUUUUUUUAGUUAUGUGUGAUUGCAUUGAGCUUCUUUAUCCCAAUUUUGAUGCGUUGUUUCUCUCAACUUAAUCUCCUUCCGCACCUUCCUUACAAAACACUCCUUGCAGCAAAGUUACGCGGAGCCUAAUUCCCGGAAAGUCUUGAAAAGUAAGACACUUGUAUCAAUUUCUCCAAUAAAGUUGAUCACAAUAUUUGUGAUAAGUUUCACCAAAAUUUAUCUGCCUCGCGCUUGGGCAUAUGAGCAAAUGUUACUUCGAUUAGUGUAAUUUUUAUGUCGUAUUGAAUGAACGUUGUACGCUUCGCACCUCAACUCCUAUUAAUAGUCCCGAUGAAGACAUCUCUCUUAAGUUUUGGGCAUUAGCUGGCGAGCUGUCUUGAACUUUAGGGCAUCUGAUUACGAGAGAAUUGUUUGCUUCGUAACUCAUGUAUAACUUGACCACUGAAAUGACACGUAUUUUUAACUCGUUGUAAUCAAGCCCCUGUUAAGAGAGUAAGCACUGGUAUGCGGUUAGUUGACAGUCAGUUUGUUCCCUUUUUUGUUUUAUCAUGUGUAUAGAUUUUCCGACAAAUUUAAAGGUUUAAUAUUUUUCUCUCAUUAUUUGUAUUUGUAAGCAUUGGCGUUGAUGCUGAUUAAUAGAUGUCUACUUACAAGUAUGAUUGAAAUAUCUUCAGCGUAAACUAAGUUGUAUCAAAUGUUUGAGCUAACCUGCGCUACAAAAUUAUCACCAUUUCUUCUCCUAUCUUAAUUUUUUUUUGUAAAUCCAUUCCGCCAUUACACAAUAAGAAGUCCGACAACCGGUAGAAAUUUUCUUUCAUGAAUUGUUUUGGCAAUAUUGAAAUCUGAAUGGUCAAUUAUUUUUCGGCGAUUUUAUGUUUAAAAAGGCCUGUGAACUUCUUUCACAUGACCAAUUGAAAUGAAAUUGUUUGCAAGGCCUCAGGAUUUGUGUUGUUCACAUCGCGCCCAAAUGGAAACGACAGGCCUGUUUGUGUUUGAUUGCUUUGUUCAAGCUUCGUAAAUAAUUUACAGACGUUUUGCAAAUCAGGCUGAAUUAAUAAAAUGUGGCAUUUAUAAGUGUUAGCACGUUUUGACAGAAGUCCUAAUCUCAUAUGAAGCAGAUGUACUUCAUGUGUGAGAACUAGAAAGGAGGCAUACUUCUCAUCUCAUUUGCUAUUGGGCAUUGACAUUUUUUUUGCGAAAAGGAAGUCAUUUAUUACUAUUAUUUCACUAGCUUCCACACUUUAUGCUUUUGAUUAGCAGGUGCCCAGCCCUCAUUUCUUUGUUCGUGGAUUUUUCCCGUAGUUAAUCUUGAUCGCCCAUAAAAAUUGAGACAAGGCAGCAAAGAGCAAUUGUAAUUUCACGAGCUUAUACAAAUUAACGAUAUAAUUAUAUUAUUUCGAGAUAAAAAGCCACCAGCCAUCCCACCCGUCUCACUAAAUCUCACGCUCGACUAAAUUUGCAAUUUUCUUGAACCACGUACAUCGAAGAUGGUAGGCUUUUAUUAUUUAGGGAAAAAGCUUAGGUUUGAUUCUUAAACGUUAUUUUAUGCUUCUUUUCUUGCAUUAGAGUUGAGUUGAAGGCAUUAUAACUGCCAGAGAACUUUGUUCCGUAUUACUACGUGUUGCCUCUUGCGCUUUUGUGUUCAAUUAUACAGUCUGACCACGGGGUGAAGAUAUUCCAUACACGUGCUGGUCCCGAUGAUGAGUGAACCGUGAGUCUCGGUACUCGGUAUCAUCGUUAGUGGUUCAUUGUCUCACUCUUCUCGUUCGAACGCUCAAAGUGAUGUACGCCUACGUAAAGCGCAUUAAUUGUUACGUUUUUAGGUUUUGUCGAGUGAUGUAUCUGCAGACGUGAGUGAUAAGUAUUACUUCAUCUCUUAUGCACCUGGUCCCAUAUAUACGUGAUGCUGUAUAAUUCACCUCUUCCCCCCUAUGUGUUUGUAUCAUAAUUUCUUGAACAAAUUGAAGUAAUAUCGCCUAGUUGUAUUUAAUUUCAUAAGACCACCUAAGAAGACAUUAGCUUUACCUCUCCAUUUUGUUCAUCUCAAGUCCAACGCCAAUAAAUUUUGUAAUCGUU
This is a messenger RNA of Hyalella azteca, 7620 nucleotides long. RefSeq names its product orphan steroid hormone receptor 2. Bases 368 to 3166 code for a protein of 932 amino acids. Gene Ontology annotation, biological process: cell differentiation; anatomical structure development; regulation of transcription by RNA polymerase II. Lineage: Eukaryota; Metazoa; Arthropoda; Malacostraca; Amphipoda; Hyalellidae. The transcript is spliced from 12 exons. The record is from RefSeq and is a predicted model, not a curated record. Gene Ontology annotation, molecular function: RNA polymerase II cis-regulatory region sequence-specific DNA binding; zinc ion binding; nuclear receptor activity.